AUGGUUCAGCCCAUUAAUUUGAUUUUUAAAUAUUUACAAAAUAAAACAAGAGUUCAAAUAUGGUUAUAUGAACAAGUAGAUUUAAGAAUUGAAGGACAAAUUAUUGGAUUUGAUGAAUUUAUGAAUUUGGUUCUUGAUGAUGCUGAAGAAAUAAAUGUCAAGAAAAAGUCUAGAAAAUCACUAGGAAGAAUCUUGUUGAAAGGUGAUAAUAUUACUCUAAUUCAGAGUGCUACUUAA
This is a messenger RNA of Entrophospora candida, 237 nucleotides long. NCBI's taxonomy places the organism in Eukaryota, Fungi, Glomeromycota, Glomeromycetes, Entrophosporales, Entrophosporaceae. The record is from the annotation of a GenBank genome assembly.